Saprolegnia diclina VS20 is the source of this 808-nucleotide messenger RNA. Its product is annotated as rab family, other. The transcript has 7 exons. Bases 10 to 699 code for a protein of 229 amino acids. The record is from RefSeq and is a predicted model, not a curated record. Gene Ontology annotation, molecular function: GTP binding; GTPase activity. Lineage: Eukaryota; Oomycota; Saprolegniomycetes; Saprolegniales; Saprolegniaceae.
UACGGUCCGAUGCGUCAUGGGACGGACGAACAAAGUGUUCAGAGCUGCCGACUGCGGAGAACCAUGGACGCGCAGGAAGUCGACUCGUAUGACCACCUCUUCAAGCUGCUGCUUGUGGGCGACGCUGGCGUCGGCAAGAGCAGCAUGCUCUUGCGCUUUACCGAAGACACGUUCGACGACCAUCUACAGAGCACGAUCGGCGUCGACUUCAAGGUCAAGAUGAUGCAGGUGGACGGGAAGCGCAUCAAGAUGACGAUCUGGGACACGGCGGGCCAAGAGCGCUUCCGCACGCUCACGAGCUCGUACUACCGCGGCGCGCAGGGCGUCAUCUUGGUCUAUGACGUGGCCCGCAAGGAAACCUUCGAGAACCUCGGCACGUGGCUGCAAGAGGUCGAGGUGUACAGCCCAUCCAACGGCCGCGACGUGGUCAAGCUUCUCGUCGGCAACAAGAUCGACAAGGAGCGCGUCGUGUCGCGUCAGGAAGGCGAGGCGUGGGCUCGCUCCAAGGGCAUGCUCUUUGUCGAGAGCAGCGCCAAGACCAAGAUUGGCAUCCAGCAAGUCUUUAACGAAGUCGUUCAAAAGAUCCUCGACAACCCGGCGCUGCUUGCCAACACGGCGCCGCGCAGCCGCGCCAAGAAGGUCAACCUCUCGGCCGACAAGUACUCGGCCAAUGCCAACGCCGGUGGUGGCUGCUGCUAAGUCGAUGGCGUGUCUUGCCGCAGCGGAUGGCACCUCGGGCGGUACUAUUUCAUAUUACUUUUACUACUACUACUACUACUACGACAACAAACACGGUCCGAUCACUUCA